AUGUAUGAAUAUCUAUUAAAAACUAAUUAUGAAUUCAAAAUAAAGAAUAUAAUUUAUUUAAUACACAUUCAUGCUUACAAUGGUAAUUUUAAAGAUUUUUAUGACUUAUACAAGUACUUUUUAGAAAAUAAAUCAGAUAAAAAAUAUUGGGAUCAGGAAAAAUAUAAUCAUGAAGAAAUAUUAAGAUUAAAUAAUUUUUCUAUAUUAAAUCUUUGUAUAGCUAGAGGUAUCAUGUUUAACUUGAAUUUCGCUAUCGAGAUAUAUAAAUCAGAUUUAAAAUUCAACAGAAGAAUUUUUACUGCAUUAACUCAAAAAUUUAUAAUUAAUAAUAUUCUAGUUGAUUCUUUAAUUGAAAACUUUAUUCCAAUAUAUCUAUGGAUACCUGAAAUUCCUAAUAAAGAAACAUGUUUAUAUUUACUAAACAAAUAUCCUGAAAAAUAUAAAUAUCAAAUAGCUAUAAUAAGUAUAAUAAAAAACUGGGAAGAUAUAUAUUUAAAAACAGAUAUAAAACCAGAAAUUUUUAUAGUUGAUUUAUGUCAAAAUUUAAAUAGAAAAAACAUGUAUCAAGAUCAAAUCAUUAAAAGUAAACAACAUGAUGGAUUUUAUUAUAUUAUGGAUUUUUCUGAUGAAAUUUAUUAUACUAAUACAACUAAAAAAUUCGAGAAAACUUCUACAGAUGAAGUUAAAAAUUUUAUUCUUAAAGAUAGAAAUAAUGAUGAACUUGAUGAAACUACUAAUACUAAAAUGAAUGAAAGAAAAUUAAACUUUAAUGAAGUUACAGCAUACGAUCCUCAUGAAUUAGGAAUAUAUAAUUAUAGCUACUUAAACAUAAAAGAAUUUGAAAAAUCGUUUCUUUUAAGUGUAUAUGGAAAUAUGGUAUCAUAUGAAUAUAGUAGAAGAACUGGAGAUUUCGAUGACUAA
This is a messenger RNA of Debaryomyces hansenii CBS767, 921 nucleotides long. Its product is annotated as DEHA2C06600p. NCBI's taxonomy places the organism in Eukaryota, Fungi, Ascomycota, Pichiomycetes, Serinales, Debaryomycetaceae. The record is from RefSeq and is a predicted model, not a curated record. The transcript has a single exon. The coding region runs from base 1 to 921 and encodes 306 amino acids.